AUGUUUGCAACCCAACAACCUUUUAAUCCUGAAUAUACUCAAAAUGGGGAGAAAAGAAUUCGUACAAAAGUAGCUUGUGACUAUUGUAAAAAGAGAAAAUCAAAAUGUGAUGGUGAAAAUCCUUGUUCAAAAUGUGUUGAUAAAGAUCGUCAAUGUGUCUAUACGAUAGUUCAAAAACAACGGAAGAAAAGAGAAACUAAAGGUUCAAAUAAUUUAUCAUCAAAUGACAACUUAGGUGUGGGAGCAGGUAUCAAACCUGUAAAAGUAACCAAGAAAGAUAAAACUGUAAAUCAGUUAAAUUCAAGAAUAAAUGUUCUAGAAAAUUUAAUAAGUAAAAUAGUUUCAAAUAUGGAUCCAUCAGCCAGAUCUGUCAUACUAGAUCAAAUACCUGGUGAAGAAUUAAGUGAAUUAAAUUCUUCUACUUCUGAUGAUGAUAGUUUGAGUGAUGAAAUUGAAGAACCUAAAAGGCGAAAAAAUUUAGAAUUUAAAGAUGCAGAUUUAGAGUCGGAUUUAUUUGGUGAAGAUGUCAAAGAUGUUGCAAAAGAUCCAGUAAUAAUGAAGGAUAUGCUUGCACCAUCUGAUAAAACCUGUUUUUCUACAAGAAUGAAGAAUCGAAUAGCUCAAUAUUGUGGUACUCAUUCCAUGUUUUAUACAUUAUCUUCAAAAGCAUUAGAUUGGUUAAAGAAAAAGAUAACAGGAUCUGAUACGAACUUUUUAACAAAUGAUAUAUAUUCACCGUUACGAAAAAUGCCGAUGCUUUUGAAUAAUAUUGUUGAAAGGUCUAAAAAUCAAUUAAUAGAGAAGUCAGCAAUUGAAAAUGAUAAUUUAAAAUUUCUUCAACAUCAUGAAAGAAACAUAAUAUUUGAAGCAAUUGAUUUAUAUUACUAUAAAUUUGGCUCAGCUUCAUUUGUUUGUAGCCCUAGUACCCUCAGAGAGUUAUUUCAUAAGUAUUUUCAACUUAGUGAUAGUGAUGAGAUCACGUUCAAUUCAAAUAUUACUAAAAGUGAUUGUCUUAUUAUGAGUUCAAGUUUAGUUUUAUCUUUUGCUAGAUUUACCAGUAAUGAUGAAAUUGAUCCUUUAUUAUAUCCAAACUUAUCAUUAAUGACAACUAAAGAAGCUGAACGUUUUAGGGAAAAAUUCUUCGAUUUGACUAUGCAAAACUAUAAACAUGUAUCCGUCAAAAAUGAAGGAAUCAAGUCGGUGCAAGGUUUAGCAUUAUUGUCAUUAAUUGUGGAAGAAUCAUUUGUUUCUGAUUUUCAGAUCAAUUACGGGAUAAUUAGUACAAUGAUUACUUAUGCUAAAGAAUGUGGUAUCCAUAGGGCAGAUUGUUUGAACGAUGAUGAUCAAGAAUAUGCAUUGACAUGUAGAAGAGUAUGGUCUUUUUGUGAAUGUAUGGGAGUUGAGAUUAGUUAUAAAAGUGGGAAGCCCAUGAUAAUUAAUUAUGAUGAUGUUACAACUUUAACUGAUGCAGACACAAGCAUUUUAUCAAUACCGUUGGAUUUGUUUGCAAAUAGAAGAUAUACGACUCACGUUAAAGAAACAGUUGAAAAAAUCAAACAAAUUGGUCCCCAUUAUUAUGCUGGUUAUUUUAAUUUGAUGUUGGCGAGAAUCAAGGCUAAAAGUUAUACCAAAUUAUAUUCGAAACUCCCUUCUGGAAUUGGUAUUCAAGGAAUUUUGACUGUUGUGAAUGAAAUAAAUGAUGACAUGAAGAAAAUGGCACAAAUUAUCACACCCGAACUUCGACCAUCAUUGGAUGAUGAACUAGCUCCAACGAACUGUUUUCCAUGUGAUGAUAGAGUAACAAUUAUUUGCGCACUUGAAUUUCAUUUUUCGUAUUUUUCACAUUUACUUGCUGUUAAUAGAGUUCCAUUUGUUAAAGAUUUUAAGAUUGAGGAUGAAAGAUUGUUGCCAUACGGUAAUACUUCAUUAAGAGCAGCUAGAAAAAUAUUGGAAUUAUCAGUUGAUCCGAAAACUUUAUCGGUGGUUGAAGAAAGUUCAUUUCCUUUUCUCGUGUUUUAUCCAAUGGCAGCAUUUUUAAAUUUAUUGGGAAAUUGUUUAAUCUAUCCGAAUGCAAGCUCAUCGUACCAAGAUAGUCUAUUAUUGAUUCAGGUCUCACGAAGGUUUUUUGCAUACGAAGGAACAAAGAAUAUAAAUUUAGAUAAUAAAAGAAUGUUUUGUGAUUUGUUGAGUAGAGUAUUUAUCAGAAUAUUAGUUGAUGUAAUGCAAAAACAAAGUGGAGUCGAUUUUUACGAAAUAGUACCUGAAUUGAAAGAUCAUUUAGAUUCCGUUCACGCUAAAUUUCCAGAGUUUUUCAAAAAUCCAACAAAUGAUUUCACAGAGCUUGAUAAGUUGAUUAAUGAGACUUAUUCCAAUGCUUCAACCGCAGGUUCUACUGCUUCUUACUCAAGUUUGGGUUCAGAUGUCAAACCAAUAAUUUCAAGUUUUAUUAAUAAUUAUGGAUCAGACAAUUUCAGCAGUUAUGACUUUCAGGAUUAUAAUGUCAAUCAAGGAAUUGUGUCGGGAUCUAAGCAUUCUGAUCCAUUCGGAACUUUUGAAAAUUUUAUACAGCAAGAGCAACAACUAAAUGAUAUGAAUUUUAAUUUCAAUUUUAAUAAUUUUAAGGAUUUAAAUGAUUUUACAAAUUAUUUAAAUUUCCCUGGUGAAAACAAUAUUAGUUAA
This is a messenger RNA of Lodderomyces pseudojiufengensis, 2679 nucleotides long. It is a transcript of the gene ZNC1, whose product is annotated as Znc1p. The record is from RefSeq and is a predicted model, not a curated record. Bases 1 to 2679 code for a protein of 892 amino acids. The transcript has a single exon. Lineage: Eukaryota; Fungi; Ascomycota; Pichiomycetes; Serinales; Debaryomycetaceae. Gene Ontology annotation, molecular function: zinc ion binding; DNA-binding transcription factor activity, RNA polymerase II-specific. Gene Ontology annotation, biological process: regulation of DNA-templated transcription.